This is a messenger RNA of Ilex paraguariensis (yerba mate), 203 nucleotides long. NCBI's taxonomy places the organism in Eukaryota, Viridiplantae, Streptophyta, Magnoliopsida, Aquifoliales, Aquifoliaceae. The record is from the annotation of a GenBank genome assembly.
UUGUAACUCAUGUGAUUGUUGUUGCUUUGGAGCUCUUUGUUUGGGUUUUUGAGGUUUUAAAUGUGCAAAGUGAAAUUCAAGUAGGGAAAUCUCAGCUAAAUUCAAGUUGGAAAUCUCGUGGCUGCCUGAACAAACGCUCCCACAAGAUCGAGAAUGCCAAAAAGACAGUCCAACCUGUCGACAAAAGUAUGGCAGGACACUAA